Molecule: messenger RNA, 3088 nt
Organism: Colius striatus (speckled mousebird)
Lineage: Eukaryota; Metazoa; Chordata; Aves; Coliiformes; Coliidae
Gene: WDR70
Product: WD repeat domain 70
Exons: 17
Coding region: 7-2079 (690 amino acids)
Biological process (GO): regulation of DNA double-strand break processing
Cellular component (GO): nucleus; site of double-strand break
Molecular function (GO): protein binding
Source: RefSeq, a predicted model, not a curated record
CGUAACAUGGAGCCGGAGGCUGAGGGCAGUGAGGGACGGGUCGGGUUGGGCAGGAUAGGACAGGACAGGAGAGACCCGGCCCAGCCGAGCUCACUCUGCCCCGCGCACCUGGCUGAACCCUGUGGUUCUCUUUCUCCUCUUCUUGCAGACGCUGAGAUGCUGGCCGCACCUGACCCCGAACUGGCGGCCACCAUGGGCUUCUCCGGCUUCGGGAAGAAAGCUCGGACAUUUGAUCUCGAAGCCAUGUUUGAACAAACAAGAAGAACCGCUGUAGAGAGGAGCAGGAAAGUCUUGGAGGCACGUGAAAGAGAGAAGGAAGACCAGGCUGAAAAGGAGUUGAGAAAAUCAUGCACCAGUUCAUCAGUUUCAGCAUCCAGUGCUAGAGGAGCUGGGUCCAGAAUAACACAAAGAGAGACAGCACAUAGUGAAAGUGAAGACAGCUCAGAUGAAGAGUUAAUUGGUCCUUCCAUGCAGUCCCAGAUUUCUGCUCAAGGUCCAGCUGAGGAUGCUGAUGGUGAUGAUGGUGAUGAAUUCAUUGGGCCACCACUUCCACCUGGGUUCAAGGAUAGUGAUGACGAUAAUGAUGAUGAUACAGAGGAAGAAGAUAAUAGCCCUGUCAAGAAGAUACCAGAUUCUCAUGAAAUUACACUUCAACAUGGGACAAAAACAGUUUCUGCUUUGGGAUUGGAUCCUUCAGGUGCCCGUUUGAUAACUGGUGGAUAUGACUAUGAUGUUAAAUUUUGGGAUUUUGCUGGAAUGGAUGCUUCUCUCCAAGCUUUUCGGUCACUCCAGCCUUGUGAAUGUCACCAAAUAAAAUCUUUACAGUACAGCAGCACAGGAGAUGUCAUUCUUGUUGUCUCUGGUAACUCUCAGGCAAAAGUUCUUGACAGAGAUGGCUUCCCAGUAAUGGAAUGCAUAAAAGGAGACCAAUACAUUGUGGAUAUGACAAACACAAAGGGUCACACAGCAAUGCUUAAUUCAGGGUGUUGGCAUCCAAAAAUAAAGGAAGAAUUUCUGACAUGUUCCAAUGAUGGAACUGUGAGGACAUGGGAUGUUAACAAUGAAAAAAAGCACAAAAGCGUAUUUAAACCACGAUCACUUCAAGGUAAACGGGUGAUUCCUACAAGUUGCACGUACAGCAGAGAUGGUAAACUUAUUGCAGCUGGCUGUCAAGAUGGCUCCAUCCAGAUAUGGGAUAGGAAUAUGAAUGUACACACAAAGUUCCACUGCAGGCAAGCCCAUGCUCCAGGCACUGACACUUCAUGCUUAACAUUCUCGUAUGAUGGUACUGUCCUUGCCAGUCGGGGAGGAGAUGAUACUUUAAAGAUAUGGGAUAUUAGACAAUUUAAAAAACCUCUUAAUUCAGUGGAAGGACUGCCCAGCUUCUUUCCAAUGACAGAUUGUUGUUUCAGCCCAGAUGAUAAAAUACUUGUCACAGGCACCUCUGUUAAGAAAGGUCGUGGAAGUGGGAAGCUCUUUUUCUUUUACCGAGAGACGUUCCAGAAGCUGUAUGAGAUAGAAGUUACGGACGCAAGUGUUGUACGUUGCCUUUGGCAUCCCAAGCUGAACCAGAUCAUGGUUGGCACAGGAAAUGGUUUGGCCAAAGUGUACUAUGAUCCUGUCAAAAGCCAGAGGGGAGCAAAAUUAUGCGUGGUCAAAACAAAACGAAAAGAGAGACAAGCGGAAACUCUUACACAGGAUUACAUUAUAACACCUCAUGCACUUCCAAUGUUCCGUGAACCACGACAGCGAAGCACCAGGAAACAGCUGGAGAAGGACAGGCUGGACCCCAUGAAGUCUCACAAACCUGAACCUCCAGUAGCAGGACCAGGUCGUGGUGGGCGUGUUGGAACUCACGGGGGUACUUUGUCAUCAUAUAUAGUCAAGAAUAUUGCAUUGGAUAAGACAGAUGAUAGCAACCCUCGAGAGGCGAUCUUACGUCAUGCAAAGGAAGCAGAGGAAAAUCCAUACUGGGUUGCUCCAGCAUAUGCAAAAACACAGCCAAAAACAGUUUUUGCAGAAGUGGAACCAGAAGAUGAUGAAACAGACAAGCCAGAGUGGAAAAAACGUAAAAUUUAAAAAAUGUUGGGUAAAUAAUAGGUUUAGAACUUUUGAAGCAAAGUGCAGCAUUUAUUUCUUUGUUUUGGGUAGUGGAUCAAAAUUUGAAAGCAAAAAUUACUUCAUAAAGCUUACUGUAGUGUAAAAAGGGAUUGUUAUACGUCACAUUCGAGGCCCAUCUAGGAACAAAGGAAGAUGAUAAGCCGUAAGUACCAAGGGCCUUUGGAAGGCCCUAAGGGCAGGGAGGGAGCAGUUGCCACUGAUGGUCCCAGACAAAGCAGACAAGACUUCUCAACUUGGGGAGGAAAAUGGAAAUUAGUUUAAUCUGCCACCAACCAAAACCAUAACAAACAGAAAACACGAGAAACAGAAAACACCACAAAGUAAUAUAAUGAUGAAUAGUACAACUAGCCCUUUAAGACCACCUUCUCCCCACCCAUCCCUCACUCUUCACCUCAGGGCUCAGAGCCCUAAUCACAGAAUCUUAAGGAUUGGAAGGAACCUUGAAAGGUCAUCCAGUCCAGCCCCCCUGCCAGAGCAGGGCCACCUUGAGUAGGUCACACAGGAACUCAGAUCCCGUGUCUCUUUACCUCCUCUUCCACGGCAGGUUUCCCUUCUUAAGUAGUGAUGGCAGAGGCACCAGAUUGGCCCAACUAGGCUGGAGGUGGGUCUACCUCAGAGGCAAUGUUUUGUGAACUGUUUACAGUGACUAGCACUGCAGCCCCCUUCCCCUGUUACCAAGCAAAAAGCAGAUCCACACAAACUGAGGACAUUGUAUUAUGCUGGAUUUUAGACAUACAUAGGAACUUUGUUAUGAGGAAUUAAUUAUAUUGUGCAAAGAACUUUCUAUGUCAGUUAUUUAGCUUCAUGAUUUAAAUGAGAAGUAUUUCAUUAUAAAUAGAACUCUAGUGAAUUCAUUAUGUUGCCAAAUGUUUUUAAUUGCUGUGACUUCACAAACGCUGGGUCAUGCCAGUGUUCAAUUAUUUUAAGUAUAUAAAUAAAAUAAUACAAUUUCUUAGACUCCUUUUUA